Papaver somniferum (opium poppy) is the source of this 1507-nucleotide messenger RNA. RefSeq lists its product as uncharacterized. Bases 1 to 1377 code for a protein of 458 amino acids. The transcript has 3 exons. The record is from RefSeq and is a predicted model, not a curated record. Gene Ontology annotation, molecular function: protein dimerization activity. Lineage: Eukaryota; Viridiplantae; Streptophyta; Magnoliopsida; Ranunculales; Papaveraceae.
AUGCUUGAAUACCCAAAUAUGUUUUGGACUCCUUGUGGUGCUCAUUGUGUUCAGUUGAUGCUAGAAGAACUUGGUGGCAAGCUUCCACGAAUCAAGACAGCCGUCAUUCUAGGUAAGAGACUCGUUACAUAUAUUUAUGCUCAUUUUCAAGUAUUAAGCUUAAUGAGGGAGAUGAUCGGUGGUGAAUUACAUAGGUCUACAAAGACUAGAUUUGCAACUCAGUACUACACACUAGAAAGUCUUGCAAAGUAUAAAACCCAUUUGCAAAUAAUGUUCGUGAAUGAUAAGUGGUUGAAAAUGAGGUUUGCAAAAGAAACUAUGGGAAUUAAUGUACUUAAAAUUGUCACAAGCAGUACAUUUUGGGAAGAUGUUGAUUAUUCUUGUAGAGUGCUAAAGCCUUUGGUUAAGGUUGUAAGGUUAGUGGAUAUCGAGCGCAAACCUACAAUGCCUUGUUUUUAUGAAGCAAUGAGGAUAGCAAGGGAGAAACUCGAGGAGAAUUUCAGUCAAGAUGAUAGUACUUGGGCUGUAAUUAAGGCUAUCUUUGAUAAAAGAUGGAAGAAUAACUUCAAUCAUGCUCUACAUUGUGCUGCAUAUUAUUUAAAUCCUUCCAUAUUCUACAAAGUCCCUGCUCAUCUAAUGGAUAAUGAUCUUAAGUACAUAGAAAUCAAAAGGGGACUUCAUACAGCAAUGCAAAGGCUUAUUCCCAAUGAAGAAGAUCUUGAGAAAGCUACAACUGAAUUGAGAGACUACAGUGAUGCUAACGGGAUCUUGGGAACUCCGGUUUGCAAAAAAAGAAGAUAUAAAUAUCAACCUCAUGAUUGGUGGAUUACAUAUGGAGGAAUCGAUACCCCAAACCUACAAAAAUUUGCAAUAAGGGUAUUGAGUCUUACUUGUUCUGCUUCCCCGUGUGAGCGAAACUGGAGCACAUUUCAGAAUUUGCAUUCAAAGAAGCGAAAUCGCAUAAAGCAACAAAAAUUGAAUGAUAGCGUCUUUAUUCAAUACAACAAGAAAUUGGAACGUCGAUACAAAGAAAUCAGUCAAUAUAAUGAUGAUCCGAAAGCUCAUGAUCCCAUUUUUCUGGAUGAGCGUGAUGACAAUGAUGAAUGGUUGGCUUUAGAGAAUUUGGAUGACUUGGUUGUACAAGGAGAUAAUGUUAUUUUGGAUGAUUUGCAAGAUAUUGUUGGUGAAAAAGGUAUGCCAGUUGUUGGUAAAAGUGCUUGUAUCUCCCGACGCAAAUCUACUUAUCCAACUGACUCUGAAUAUAGUGGAUAUGAUACUGAUGACUUGAUGUUGGACUCUAAUUAUGGACUACUUGGUGGAGAUGAUGGAGCUACGGAAGAUUAUGAUAUCUAUGAUGAAUCGAAUGAUUUUGAUUAAAAUUGUAAUGUCCAUGUUUAAUUAUGUUUCCAGAUUGUGAACUUUAAAGUUGUGAAUUCUCCCAUUUUUCCAAUUUGAACUUCAUACGACGACUCUUAUGUUUUGAAUGAACUUGUUUGUUUUUCUAAAA